Exophiala spinifera is the source of this 348-nucleotide messenger RNA. RefSeq lists its product as uncharacterized. Bases 1 to 348 code for a protein of 115 amino acids. The record is from RefSeq and is a predicted model, not a curated record. Lineage: Eukaryota; Fungi; Ascomycota; Eurotiomycetes; Chaetothyriales; Herpotrichiellaceae. The transcript has a single exon.
AUGUUCAAGAGUCCUUCUGGUGUCCUCAUCCAUCUUGAAUCAAGGACUUGUCCUUCCGGAACAACCCCAGCUCAGAUUGACGAGUGGGCCUUCGAGCUCCCCCUAAGUGAGGACUAUACCAACGACCGGUACAGCCGCAACAAAUAUCGGUGUUCCGUGUGCGACUCGAAUUUUCCCAAACUCAGCGCGCUGUUUCAACAUGUGGAGAGUCCAGCUUGCAGUGCAAAUUUUUCCUACUAUUCAAACAUGGAAGAUUUGCGAGCUCACAUUGAAAACGAAGUCGAGGAUAUGGUGGAUGGUUCAAUGGAUGGUUCAAUGGAUGAUUCGAGUGAUGGUUACCCAUGGUAG